Molecule: messenger RNA, 1302 nt
Organism: Mycena indigotica
Lineage: Eukaryota; Fungi; Basidiomycota; Agaricomycetes; Agaricales; Mycenaceae
Exons: 2
Coding region: 1-1302 (433 amino acids)
Source: RefSeq, a predicted model, not a curated record
AUGGCUCUCCCCGCGGAGCUCCUCGAGCAAAUCGUUGGCCACAUACCAGACACCUCCUCUGUGAAGAGCUGCUGUCUCGCCAGCUCGGUCCUCGUCUAUCCCUGCCAAAAGCGGCUGUACAACAUCCUUACCCUCCCCCUUGCGGACCCCGCUACCUGGGAGCGCGCCAGCGAGCGCUUUCAGCAAGUGCCGCACCUCCUCCAACAUGUUGAGCAUCUAGCAAUAGAGCUCAGCCUGCUCGAUCUCGCGGACUCCGUUUGGCCCGACUUCUUCGCCAAGCUGCUCAAUCUCAAGAGCGUCUCCAUCAUGGCGGGGUCGACAUCGGGACUCAUCGGGUGGCCCACCGUUCCGGAACCGGUCGCCGUUGCUUUGGCCGCGCUGCUGCGGGCACGACAUGCCCACCCACUCUCCCGUGUCUCUCUCACGCGGGUAUCUCAACUGUCGACCGAGAUUGUUUUGCUGUCCUUCAGGGCAACUGCGCGUCUGGCCAUUACUUCCUGCAACAUCGUCGAAGAUGACGAGACGCCUUUGGUCGAGAUGAGCACCGACGAAUCCGCAGGAACUGGCACCGCGGUUUCACUGCGGCACAGCGCCAACAUUGUCAAACGAUUUGCCCAAAGUCCGAUUUUGCGGUCUUUGGUCGCUUGCAUUUCGUCGCUUGCUGUCUCGGGCCACAAGCAGGCUAUCGGGAAUGUCCUUACUCUUUGUCAGUGCGUCGCACCGACCAUAUCCCACCUCGAACUUCCCCCCUCUUGGCAGCUGUCAAUGAGUGGCUCCCAAUCGACUGCACUGCCUUCCUCGUGGCCAAAUCUCCUCUCGGUUACACUUCAUCUGAGAAAAGCAGAGCUCGAAGACACUUCCGUCUUGUCGUGGACCUUAUCAGCGCUGAUCAGCAGCAUCCUCCCGCCCGACACCUGUCCCGCCCUGCGCGAUCUCAUCGUCGUCCUCGACAUCCCGAUCGACGACAUGGCCGGGCUGGAAUACGCGUUCGACGAGGUCGGGCUCGUGGAGGACGAGUUUGACUACACGCAGCCUAUCCCCUGGUCGCUCGACCGGACGCGAUUGGCGGCCAUCGACGGCCUUGCAGCGGCACACCCGCGCCUGGCGACAGUCCAAUGGACCGUGGUCGUCAAUUUUGACUCCAUUGGGCUCGUGGAGGACGCCUCAGAGCGCCUGCGCGCCGGCAGCCCUGCAGCAUGUAUACAGUAUGAUGCAUGCUGCGCUGCGCUGCGGUCUGAGAUGCCCCGGAUGAUGGAAAUGGGACGGCUUUCUUUCAGGGGCCAAGACAGCUCGCGCCGCUAA